AUGCAUGCUCUAUUGCGACUGCCGAUGACCCUACGGCAGGUCGCCUCGGACCUGCUGUUGACGCGAACUUUAACCGCCGACGACGCAAGGGGAUUAUUAGCAGACGACAGCGCCACUCAACAUUUGAGAACCAGACCGGUCUCGCGUCAAGGACGUCGACUCUGGAAAUUGAUGGGUAUCAUCGGUCUCCUCAUUUCUUGCGGAGGGCUGCUCUUUUCGAAGCGGCCGGCUGCAAAUUACAAUCCUUCAACACCACACGAAGACCACAUUCUGCACGUCUUACUCCCAACACGCUUGCAUCAAUUGGAAACAUGCAGGACCAUACUCAGUGGAGCGGCGCUCAACUAUCCGAACCCAUGGGCUAUCAGCUGGAUUGCAGAUGUCGAUGCCGAUGGCAAGGACAUUGGUGGCGACUUGGCAAAGCUCGAAAGUAUAUUGGCAUUUCUAGAGUAUCAGGAGCCAGUGCGGAAUGAUGAUAUUGUGAUUGUGCUCGCAAAUCCAAGGUCUUGGUUUCAAGUACGGCCGGAGGUACUCUUGAAACGGUAUAGAAGCAUCCAACAAGAACGCCAACGGCAAAGUCUGCGUCAGAACGCAAGUCGCGAACUAUACGAGCUGCAGCAUGUCAAGUCGAAGAUCGUCCUCUCUGUGGAAAAGAAGUGCUUGUCAAAGGAGGGUGCUGAUUGUUUGCCGGUUCAAGCAGAAGACAACACACCGCGCUUCGUCAGUCAUAAUUUCGUUCUAGGACCAGUACAAGAGCUACGACUACUUUAUAGGGAUGCAGUAGCGGAGGCUAAAGGACUGGAAGAUCACCAUUCCUCAUUCGAUGAACAUAGCGUCUUCGCUAGGUUGUACAGUACCUUGCAACACGUCAACAGCGCCCCAAGAGACUACACUCUUGGAUUAGACCUUGUUGAUCGACUGAGCUUCGCAGCAAAUAGCGACGUAAGCUCUGCGAAACGGCUCACAGCAUCUUCCGAGGCAGACGUGAGCUUUUGGGCCCACAAAAGCACUUCAGGACUUACGGAAGAUAUUUCAAAGUCCGAGCCUCCUUUCCGGUCCUCCUUUGGUAUCUCGCGAAAAGGAUGGCGAGACGUUCCGCUCUUGACACCGAAGAAGGCCGCUACGGUUCCCGCCAUCGUACAACAUUCGUCUGCGUACGAUCCCAAUGCAUCGCAAGCGUGGUUUGAACAUCUCUGGUUUCAUCCGCAUGGACGGAAACUAGUACAAUCGUACCUAGCGAGUCCAAGGACUCCAUUGUCCAGCUUUGUCGACUCGGACGGGAUUCAGCAACGAUUCUACGGCUCUCAUACCGGAGGAGUUGCGGCCGUAGCGGCCGACAGCGAGUUGCAUCCAUGGAGCGAAAUCUGCGAGGCAAAGGAUUUUACCAGCAGCUUGUUCGCGGAUGGUACUGCCACAUGA
Ramularia collo-cygni is the source of this 1419-nucleotide messenger RNA. RefSeq lists its product as uncharacterized. The transcript has 2 exons. Bases 1 to 1419 code for a protein of 472 amino acids. The record is from RefSeq and is a predicted model, not a curated record. Lineage: Eukaryota; Fungi; Ascomycota; Dothideomycetes; Mycosphaerellales; Mycosphaerellaceae.